This is a messenger RNA of Spea bombifrons (plains spadefoot toad), 1274 nucleotides long. Its product is annotated as olfactory receptor 6B1-like. Gene Ontology annotation, biological process: G protein-coupled receptor signaling pathway. The coding region runs from base 1 to 966 and encodes 321 amino acids. Gene Ontology annotation, cellular component: membrane. The record is from RefSeq and is a predicted model, not a curated record. NCBI's taxonomy places the organism in Eukaryota, Metazoa, Chordata, Amphibia, Anura, Pelobatidae. Gene Ontology annotation, molecular function: G protein-coupled receptor activity; olfactory receptor activity. The transcript has a single exon.
AUGGCCAAUCGCUCAGAUGUUACCGAGUUUGUCUUUGUCGGUUUCCCAGGACUUCCACAGAAGCUGUACCAUCUUGUUUCGGUUACAAUAUUCUUAGUCUACAAUAUGGCAUUGUUUGCAAACGGAAUCGUUAUAGUUCUGAUCAUUUUGAAGGAGCACCUCCACCAGCCGAUGUACGUCAUCAUUGGAAACCUCGCCCUUUCCGAUCUUCUUCUAGACACCAUGACCUUGCCCAAAGUCGUGGCCAAAUAUUGGUUCGGAGACGAUUCCAUCCCCUUCUCGGUUUGCUUCUUCCAGAUGUUUUUUGUCCAUUCCUUGGGGUCUCUCGAUUCCUUCAUUAUUAUGCUGAUGGCUAUUGACCGGUAUGUUGCCAUCUGCAAGCCGCUGAGAUAUUUUUCCAUUAUUAGCAACCCAUUGACUGUAAACAUAUGCUGUGUCUUCUGGUUCCUCGCAUCUGUUAUUGGACUGGCAAUUGCGAUUUUGGGAGCACAACUCCCUUACUGUGGACCUAACCGAAUCAAAAGCUAUUUCUGUUCUCUCACACCAGUUACUCUUUUGUCUUGCGCAAACUCGGCUUCUACCAGGCGUAUCACUUUUAUCAUUGCAAUGUUUGUGCAUCUGGUUCCGCUAUCUUUCAUUAUCUUCUCCUACGUCAUGAUAAUCAAGACGAUCCGUUCAUCGGCUCACGCUGGUAAUUGGCAGAAGGCCUUUUCCACCUGCACCACUCACUCCUUUGUCAUUGGAAUGUAUUACGUUCCCCGGCUUUUGGUCUACACCUACAACCAAAUCCAAGUGAUACCAAACGCUGAUUUAAAUGUUUUACUUAUUUGCCUCUAUACUUUCGUGCCACAUGUGGCCAGCCCUAUUGUAUAUUGUCUCAGAACUGAAGAGAUCAAGACAACUCUAGCAAACGCUUUCAAAAAGAUUAGGAGUUCACGUAAAAUAAAUCGGAAGUCAGAACCAUAGAAGUUGGAUCAGACCCGUCUUAGAUUCAGGGUAGCUUCAUGUCUAUUCCACGCAUGUUUAAAUUCCCUCGCUGUAUUAGCCUCUACCACUUCUGACGGGAGGCUGUUUCAUUACAGCUAACACGCAGGGAUCAGUUACUGUGACUCGAAAACCGUCUCUCACCCAGUAAAACUGGAAAAAAUAAAUCGUAUAGACGCACUGAUUUAUUUCAAUUUCUUUUUGUAUUUAAAUGUGUAUAGAUAAAAAUGAUUUGGUUUUGUGGACCCACAACCCUCAGCAAGGAUAACAAGAGUGAUGGGAGUUGUAGC